This is a messenger RNA of Lepus europaeus (European hare), 2414 nucleotides long. Its product is annotated as transforming growth factor beta-1 proprotein-like. Gene Ontology annotation, molecular function: type III transforming growth factor beta receptor binding; cytokine activity; type II transforming growth factor beta receptor binding. NCBI's taxonomy places the organism in Eukaryota, Metazoa, Chordata, Mammalia, Lagomorpha, Leporidae. Gene Ontology annotation, biological process: BMP signaling pathway; regulation of cell population proliferation; SMAD protein signal transduction. The record is from RefSeq and is a predicted model, not a curated record. The coding region runs from base 1283 to 2107 and encodes 274 amino acids. The transcript is spliced from 6 exons. Gene Ontology annotation, cellular component: extracellular region.
UGUUGGUCCCGCUGCAGUCACAGGGAGACUUGCUUAGGGCUGGGAGACCUGCCUGCCCCCCGCAUGGGCGCUCACAUGGCGCUGGUGUCGGCCACAGACCUCAGCCCUGUCCUGCUUGCGCCCCUCUUUUGGCUGCUUCUCUGUCCUCACAUGACCCCCUCAGAGUGAGGCACCCCCAGAGGGAGCAGGGAGGGGGCCUCAGCACCUCCGAGCACCCAGCCUCGGGAGUCACAUCACAGCCCUGCAGCCCUGCAAGUGCAAGACCAGCCUCUCUCAAGGGGAAGCCUUAGGCUCCACUUCCUAAAAGGUGGAUCUCCCAGACUCUAUGGGUGCAUUUGGCUGUUUUUUUAAAGAUUGAUUUAUUUAUUUAAAAGGCAAAGUGUCUGGGGGGAGAAAAUGGGGGUGAGCGGCCACCCACUCGUUGCCUCCCCAGAUGGCCGUGAUAACAGAAACCUGGAACUCCAUCCUGGCCUCCCAGCAAUGGCAAGAACCCUAGCUCUUGAGCUAUUACCAUCUGCCUUCUCCACCAGCAGGCCGCUGGAUCAGAAGCAGAGCAGACAGAACCCCAGCUGGUACUCUGAUCUGGGAUGAGGGAGUCCCAGGUGGAUCCUCUGGCCAGCAGUGCAGGGACGACGCCCCUUCUGGGACAGCCCCAGCUAGGAGGCACCUGCAGGUAGAGCCUGGACAGGAAGCUGAGGAAGGAGCUGCCUGAGGCCACAGAGUCUGAGCAGAGCCCCCCACCCAAUGGGGGAGGAGCCGGAGGAGGGCCGAGCUGUUGGGAUAAAAGGAAAGGCUUUCUGAGGCUUUUCCACCACAGCUGGGAGCUCCAGGUGCAAGGACCACUUGGCCAGGCGGUGGCCCAAGCCGAGGCAGGACUUGGGGACGCCAGGCUACCACCUCCUCACCACCUCCUCGGCGACCCCGGCGGCCCAGUUCUUGGCCAGCCCUCCGGGCCCCAGACCCUGUCUCCUGCAGAAGCUUUGCUCCGAGCUCGGUUGCCCCCUGCCGUCUCCGGAGCCCCGGCUCAUCCAGGACUUUCCCUCCUCCGGGGUCGGGUCUCAGCCCUGCUCCAGCUCCCCUACUAAAGACCACCCACCUUCUGGUGGCAAGCUUGCCCAUUUCCUUUUCUUCUGUCGGCUACCGAGACACCCUCAGCCACAGCCUCCCCUCCACCCCUGCUUCUGUCUUCCUGAGACCCUCAGCCCCUGCCUGGUCGAGGCCUUCCCAUCCUGCCCUAGCCCUGUUGGCGUUCUCGGCAGUGCUGGGGUGCAUCGCCUCCCCCAUGUCGCCCUCCCCCAUGCGACUGCUGCUGCUGCUGCUGCUGUGGCUCUCAGUGUUGAUGCCCGGCCUGCUGGCCGCGGGAACGCCCAGCCGCAACGCCACCGACAUGGAGCUGCCCAAACAGCGAAUCGAGGCAGUCCGCGCCCCAAUCCUGCCCAAGGUGGGGCAGUCCCGCACCCUGAAUAAGAGGGAGGUGCCGCCCGGUCCAGUGCCAGAGGACACGCUCGUCGAGUACAACAGAAGACAAAACCAAGUGGGCAGGAAGAGCGCCGAGGAGAAGCCCCAGCCCCAGCCUGUUUUGGACUUCCCUGCUCAGUUCUUCCACAUGCUAAUGGUGGACAGCAACCAUGAAAUCUACAAAAAAUUCAAAGAAAGCCGGCACAGUGUCUAUAUGCUCUUCAACACGUCAGAGCUCCGGCAAGCAGUGCCCGAGCCGAAGUUGUUGUACCGGGCAGAGCUGCGCCUGGAUGUUCUCAAGGUACAGAAGGAGCAGCAGGUGGAGCUGUACCAGAAAUACAACAAUUCCUGGCGCUACCUCAAGAGCCGGAAGCUGAACCCCAUAGACACAAAUGAAUUGUUGUCCUUCGAAGUCACCAGGAUUGUGCAGCAGUGGCUGAGACAUGGAGAGGAAAUAGAGGGCUUCCGCCUCAGUGCCCACUGCUCCUGUUUCAACAAAAAUAAUGUCCUCCAAGUGGACAUCAACGGGAUCACUUCCAGCCACCAAGGUGAGCAAAUCGCAACUGAGAACAUGCACCGGCCCUACUUGUACUUCAUCGCCACUUUGCCGGAGGAGGCCCAGCAGCUACACAGCACCCAGCACGGCUGAGUCCUGGACACCAACUACUGCUUCAGGCAGGCAUUGUGACCUAACAGGUAAACCAGCUGCCUGCACCGCCGGCUUCCCCUAUGGGCUCCAGUCUGAUUCCUGGCUGCUCUACUUCUGAUCCCACUUCCUACUAAUUAACCUGGAAAGCAACGGAAGAUACCCCGAGCGCUUCAACACCCACUUGGGAGGUCCCUAUGAAGCUCUGGCUCUUGGCUUUGGCCUGUCCCAGCCCUGGCCGUUGUGGCCAUAUGGGGAGUGAAGAAGCAGAUGGAAGCUUGCUCCCUCUUGCUCUGUCUCUCCGUGUCUC